AUGGCCGCCGACGAGGCCAAGGCGAAGGGCAACGCGGCGUUCUCGGCCGGCCGCUUCGAGGAGGCGGCGGGCCACUUCGGCGACGCCAUCGCGCUCGCCCCCGACAACCACGUCCUCUUCUCCAACCGCUCGGCGGCCUACGCCUCGCUCCACCGCUACAAGGAGGCGCUCGCCGACGCCGAGCGGACCGUCGCGCUCAGGCCCGACUGGGCCAAGGGCUACUCCCGCCUCGGCGCCGCGCGUCUCGGGUCGGGCGACGCCGCGGGCGCCGUCGAGGCCUACGAGAAGGGCCUCGCCCUCGACCCCUCCAACGCCGCCCUCAAGGACGGGCUCGCCCAGGCCCGGUCGGCGGCCCUCCCCCGCCGCCCGGCCUCCGGCGCCGACGCCAUUGGCAAGAUUUUCCAGGGGCCCGACCUCUGGAGCAAGAUCGCCGCCGACCCCACCACGCGCGCCUACCUCGACCAGCCCGACUUCAUGCAGAUGCUGCGCGAUCUGCAGCGGAACCCAGGCAACCUCAACAACUACCUCUCCGACCCCCGCAUGAUGCAGGUGCUCAGCCUCAUGCUCAACAUCAAGGUCCAGAACCAGAACAAUGACGCCUCCGAGCCGGCGCCGGCGCCGACGCCGGCCAAGUCGUCCCCGCCGCCGCCACAGAAGCAGCCCGAGACCAAGCCGAGAGAGCCGGAGCCCGAACCUGUGGAGAUGACCGACGAGGAGAAGGAACGGAAGGAGAGGAAGGCGGCGGCCCAGAAGGAGAAGGAGGCGGGGAACGCCGCUUACAAAAAGAAGGAUUUCGAGACGGCGAUCCAGCACUACACAAAAGCCAUGGAGCUUGACGACGAGGACAUCUCCUACCUCACAAACCGCGCCGCCGUUUACCUUGAGAUGGGACAGUACGAUGAUUGCAUUAAGGAUUGUGACACGGCUGUUGAGAGGGGAAGGGAACUUCGUGCUGACUUCAAGAUGGUUUCGAGGGCACUCACAAGGAAAGGAACUGCUCUUGCUAAACUUGCCAAGUCUUCCAAAGACUACGAUGUUGCCAUUGAGACUUUCCAGAAGGCUCUGACUGAGCAUCGAAACCCAGAUACCCUGAAAAGACUAAAUGAUGCUGAACGAGCAAAGAAGGAGCUCGAGCAACAAGAGUACUAUGAUCCAAAAAUUGCUGACGAGGAGCGAGAGAAAGGUAAUGAGUUCUUUAAGCAGCAAAAAUACCCAGAAGCAGUGAAGCAUUACACUGAAGCGCUCAGGAGAAACCCGAAGGAUCCGAAGGUUUACAGCAACAGGGCUGCCUGUUACACCAAGCUGGGUGCCAUGCCUGAAGGUCUCAAGGAUGCCGAGAAGUGCAUCGAGCUAGAUCCUACAUUCUCCAAGGGAUACACCAGGAAGGGUGCAAUCCAGUUUUUCAUGAAAGAAUACGACAAAGCAAUGGAAACUUAUCAGGAAGGCCUAAAGCAUGAUCCGAGUAACCAGGAGCUGCUUGAUGGUGUAAAGAGAUGUAUUCAGCAGAUCAACAAGGCGAACAGAGGCGAACUUACCCCGGAGGAACUGAAGGAGAGACAGGGCAAGGCUAUGCAGGACCCUGAAAUCCAGAACAUCCUGACGGACCCUGUCAUGCGGCAGGUGUUGAUUGAUUUCCAGGAGAAUCCAAGGGCUGCUCAGGAGCAUCUCAAGAACCCUGGUGUUAAGCAAAAGAUCCAGAAGCUCGUGAGCGCAGGGAUAGUCCAGAUGAAGUAG
Messenger RNA from Triticum turgidum subsp. durum (durum wheat), 1734 nucleotides. Lineage: Eukaryota; Viridiplantae; Streptophyta; Magnoliopsida; Poales; Poaceae. The record is from the annotation of a GenBank genome assembly.